CGGUUUCAUAAAGAUGUGAUAAAGACGUGGCCUAUUGUAAUAUAUUCUUUUCGAAUCCUUGCUUUAAAUUCGUCUAGAUUUAUUCAAUUUACUGUAACUUCAGUGAAUUAUGGCAGCCCUUUGUUCAGCUCUCAAAAACAAACGAUUUUAUCAAGCAAAGUUACUUAUCGAUAUGGCAAUCGAUGUGAACGCCAGAACUCCUGACAAGCGAACAGCACUAAUGGAAGUUUGUUUUCUCGAAGAGGAGACAAAAGCUGCUAAAAUAGCGAAGCUUUUGUUACAAAAUGGAGCGAAAGUUAGCUUGAGAGACAAGACAGGCAUGACUGCUCUCUCGUAUGCUUGUAAGUUUGGUCACGAGCAGCUGGUUGGAUUAAUGAUCAACGAAGCUCAUACAUUUGAUCUAAAUUCGCCAGACAACGAAGGAAACACUGCUUUACAUUACGCCGCUUCGUCAGGCAACUUCGUGGUAUUGAAUUUAUUGAUAAAAACGUUAAAUAAGUUUAAAUUGAGUGUUGAUAAAGUCAACAAGCGAGGAGAAACUCCUCUUAUCUGUGCUUCGAAAGCCGGACACUUUCUUUGCGCCAGAAUUCUGAUUUCCGAAGGAAAAGCGUCGAAGCAAGCAAGAGACAAAGUUUGUUUUAAAACUGCUGGUGAAUGGGAGCGAACGGAAGAGAGUAUACGAUCAGCUUCAAAGUCUCCACUCUUUAUGACUUUACAACUACAAAUGAGAGAGGAGUCGCCUCGGGGAUCGCUUGAUGUUGACGAAAACAUAGAACAAAAAACAAGACCUCACACUGCUCCAGUCACAGGAAAAUCUCAAAAAACUCACAGAGAUAAUCUGAGGAAGUUAUUUGAAUACUAUGAAGGGCAGCUUUCGGGUGCUUUUCGUCCUGGUAUUAAGCCGAAACCAGUGAUAGUAGAACCCGAAGCAAGCGAAGAUACAGCAUCGGAAAGCUCCGAUUUCUCAGAAACACUAGAUUUUUUCCCCAGUUCGGGAUUAGACCCAAGAUCGUUACUAAAUCGUCGAUUCAGCGUAGCCAGAACAACAAAUAAUAUCCUUAAUACAAAUAGUGCCUUUCGCCGAAGAUCUAUUGCAACAGCAGGAAUCUCAACGGGUCAGAACCGAAGACUUUCACUGGCGUCUUCGGGAGAUUCUCGGAGGGGUUCUCAGUCGUGGUCUCCCUCUCCGAAGAUUCGCCGAGGAUCGAUCAAUGUCAUAGCAAAGUUAAACAUGAGUCAUCAGCAACCAAAACAGAUUUCAACUCCGGGUAAAGCUAGAAGGGGCUCUUAUGAUAUAAGGAAUAAAGCACUUGAUAAUACAGGAAAUAGGACGCUGACAAAGAGAAAUCAGUCACCUGUUGUGAAUACAUUAAUGAGCAAGUUAAAGACUUUGGAUGAAGCGACCGACGAUGAAAAAGAAGAUGACGUUUUACAGAGAAGUUCGCCAGCAGCGCUAAAAAGCGUAACUUUACUAGAAUAACAAGUAAAUGUUCAAAAUAUACAAAAGUGUGAAAUCUUCAAAAAUAAAUCGGACAAAAAUAAUCAGAUAAAUCGGAUGAACAAGAAAAAUGUAUGUUAACCGAAGUUAAACGAUUUUUAUUGCACGCAUAAAAUAAAGUAUUUGGAAAAUCAAUAA
Actinia tenebrosa (Australian red waratah sea anemone) is the source of this 1636-nucleotide messenger RNA. RefSeq lists its product as uncharacterized. Gene Ontology annotation, biological process: RNA processing. The record is from RefSeq and is a predicted model, not a curated record. Lineage: Eukaryota; Metazoa; Cnidaria; Anthozoa; Actiniaria; Actiniidae. Gene Ontology annotation, molecular function: RNA nuclease activity; RNA binding; protein binding.